Messenger RNA from Pundamilia nyererei, 1243 nucleotides. RefSeq names its product coiled-coil-helix-coiled-coil-helix domain containing 4a (gene chchd4a). Bases 1 to 483 code for a protein of 160 amino acids. Gene Ontology annotation, biological process: protein import into mitochondrial intermembrane space. The transcript has 4 exons. Gene Ontology annotation, cellular component: mitochondrial intermembrane space. The record is from RefSeq and is a predicted model, not a curated record. Gene Ontology annotation, molecular function: protein-disulfide reductase activity. NCBI's taxonomy places the organism in Eukaryota, Metazoa, Chordata, Actinopteri, Cichliformes, Cichlidae.
AUGUCUUACUGCAGGCAGGAAGUAUGUCAGGAAACCGGCCAGCCUCCUGCUAUAGCCAACACAGCUUUCAAACAGAUUGCAGAAGACCAUGAGACACCCAGCAACGCUGAGCUGGUAGCGGAUGACCCCAACGAUCCAUACGAGGAACAGGGCCUCAUCCUGCCAAAUGGAGACAUCAACUGGAACUGCCCGUGUCUGGGCGGGAUGGCCAGCGGACCGUGCGGCUCUCAGUUUAAGGAGGCCUUCUCGUGCUUCCACUACAGUAAGGAAGAAGUGAAGGGUUCCGAGUGCAUCGACCAUUUCCGUAACAUGCAGGAGUGCAUGCAGAGGUACCCCGAGCUCUAUCCCCAGGAGGCCGACAAAGACGAGUCCGCCACCCCGUCUGACAGUGCUGCCUUAACAUCCGAGAGCGACUCUACUGCGGUCACCUCAGCUGUUUCGUCUGACAGCACCUCACCUACAGACGACCAGGCCGCCAGCUAGAGUUGAUUAGGUCAGUGUUAGAGACUUGUCCAAAAGGAGCUCCAAUUGGUCUCUUCUCCUCCUCAAGCCUUCAGAGAGGGACUAUUGAUACAGUUCUGACACUCACAGGAAAUCGACGGGCCAUCAGGAGAAGAAUUUCAGAGAGACGUAGAGCGUGUACACAAAUACGAGCUGCUUUAUUGGCUGAACACUUAAGAAAAAAACCUAAUUAAGUUAUCUGAUUAUUGACAGUGGGCCAAGUGAUUUGCUUCAGGGACAUCAGCCGAAAUGCUCAUUUUUAUGCAGUGCAAACAUGACUUGUUGCUUGUUCUCACGCCAGUCAGAAUUUCAGCAUUUGUAACUGUAUCCCGAGGUCAGUUGUGUAGGAGUAUAACUAAGCAUUUAUAUUAGUCCAUCUAAGAAAUCAGAGGUAGAUCUUUUGAUUUGAGUGACGCUCAGCUUUAUUUUACCUCAGACAGGUUUUUCAGCACUUCAACUUGUUUUCCACCACUCGAGACCAAAGCAGAAAUAAUCGACAGGAAAGCUGUUGAAGCAUCUGUGCUGUUUUAGAUGUUCUGUUUCUGACUUGUUGGCAUCAUGUAUAAACCUACUGAGUCUCCAUCUAUAACUGUCUCAUCUCUUCCGUUAGUUUUCUAUCUGGCCUGUCAUAUUUACCUGUGAAUGCAUUAAUGUUUUUGUCAUGUUAAUGCAAUCACGAGUCUUGAGUUGAAUGCUGUGGUCACCACUCGUGGUUUUUCCAGAUUAAAAUGAUUGCCUGAAA